AUGGUGAUAGACGAAUCAAUACAACAGAUACUUACAAAAUAUUCACGUUUUAAAAUUCGUGAUUAUCAAAAUCAUACAAGAAAUUCGAUUGAAGAAUUAGAACAUCUCAUUUCAUUAAUAGAAACAAGAAAAUCAACUUUUUCUUAUUCAUUACAAACUUUAAGUGAUAUUAUUCAAAUAAUUAUUUCUUCCAUUGAUCGAACAACAUUAUGGAAGGCAAAAGGCAAAAUGUAUGAACAACAACUUGCUCAAAUAGUAUGUCAAUUAUUCAAAUGUUUGUGUAAAUUAGAUGCGAAAUAUGCAGUAAAUGAGCAAGGCGUAACAAUUAUGCGUUCAAUUCUUCAAUGGUUGAAAGAUGAUACUGAUUUUUGUUUAACAAAAUCUAUCAGUCAAGAUUUACAUUUAGCAAUAUAUUCAUGUCUUGAACAAUAUUCUCUUAGUUGUAAAAAUCGAGAAGAUUUUCUUAAUGAAUUAUUUUCUACUUCAUCUGUACAUAAAUCACAUUCAUCAUCUGUUGUAUCUUGUUUCAAUUUUCAUAACCGUAGAAAAUCAGCAAUACAUGAAUCUUUAUCAAUAAUUGAUUAUAGUGCUCGACUUGUUAUCUAUCUUCUCGAAUCUUCAUUAGUUACCUCAUCAUUAUUAAUUAAUCAAAUUUUAACAUUUUUUUUAUUAUAUGCUCCAAUUCAACGUUUUUCCGUUUAUCUUGUUAAUCAUACUGAUUUUUAUCGUUCGAUUAUUGUACCAUUAUUAUCAACAAAAAAUACAGAUUAUUUUGUACAAUGUAUUAUUGAUGAAACAGCACGUUCACAAACAGAUUCAAAUGAUCGAGUAUUUGUUUUUACACAUAUGCUUAAUUUAGUUGGUGAAUUCGUUUUACAUCCUGGAAUCGAAAUUCAUAGUUGUUCAUUUGCAUCUACAUUUAAAUAUCUAUUCGAUGCUCUUAUCGAAUGUGGAACAACAGUUCCUCUAUUAUAUCUUGUUAAAUGUUUAAGUAAUUUAUUAACAAAUGAAAAUGUCGAAACUGAUCUUCUUGCACAAGAAAUGAAUCGAUUUAGUUUAAUUCACUCUAUAAUUAAUUAUACAUCCAUUCUUAUACAAAAUUCUACUCUUGGUGAAGGUCAAAUGAUUUUAAAACAAUUACAUAAUAAUGUUAUAACAUCAUGUCUAUCAAUCCUUUAUAACAUAUCAACAUUAAAUCACGAGAUACUUGAUAUAAAUGUUAUAAUAAAUAAAAUAUGUCGACCACUUUUUAAAUCUGAUAUGCAACAAAUACGUCUUAUCUCUUGUUUACUUUAUUCAAAUUUACUUACACAAAAAGAACUUGAAUCUGAUAAUGCAUGUCAUCAUUUAUGUGAACAAUUAUUUUUUUCAAUACGUCAAGCAUAUUUAAGUUCGAAUUAUCAUUUAUGUAAUCAAAUCUCAUUAUUUAGUUUAGUUAAUUGUUUAAAAAAAUUAUGUACACAUAAACAAUUUCAAAAACGUAUUGGUAAACAAGAUGAAAAUAUUGAAUUAUUAUUUGAAAUACUUCGUCAAUUUCAUUUAUCAAUUGAACAACAAGAAGAAAUACAAAUUAUACUUCAAUCUAUAUGGUUUUUAUCAUUUGAAUAUACAUGUGCAACAAAAAUUCAUAGUCAUGAUAAAUAUUUUGCUUUAUUAGUACAAUUAGCAGAAACAAAUCCAAAUGAAAUGAUACAACAAGCAGCUAAAGGUAUACUUUGGCAAUUAAGACAAACAAUGACGAAUACAAUUAAUGAACCAAUUGUAUCAAAUUCAUCUCAACAUAUUAUGUUUAGUUAUAAUCAUGAUACAAAAGAAAUUGUUCAAAAAAUUUGUCAAAAUCUUCGAAAUUCUGGUUAUCGAACUUGGAUGGAUAUUGAUGAUAUGCAUGGAAGUACAUUAGAUUGUAUGGCACAUGCAGUUGAACAAUCAUGUGUUAUCAUAAUAUGUAUGACGGAAAAAUAUAAACAAUCACCUAAUUGUCAAAGUGAAGCUGAAUAUGCUUAUCGAUUAAAGAAACCUUUUGUACCAAUAUUAUUACAAUCGAAAUUUAAACCAGAUGGAUGGUUAGGUUUACUUCUUGGAACUAAAUUAUAUAUUGAUUUUACUAAAAGUGAUUUUGAUUCGAAUUAUAAAAGACUAGUCAACGAAAUAGAAACAAUAAAAAAUUAA
This is a messenger RNA of Adineta steineri, 2169 nucleotides long. Lineage: Eukaryota; Metazoa; Rotifera; Eurotatoria; Adinetida; Adinetidae. The record is from the annotation of a GenBank genome assembly.